CACCGAAGGCACCCGUGGCCCCCAGCCUCGCCCUGGCAGGCGCUGCGCCAGCGUGGACAAGGAAAGAUCGGCCUCAGGCUCGAGAGCAGUUUGUCUUUGAAAAGCCAGCAGAGGUGGGGCGCAGAGUUCCUGAGGUGGGUGUGAUCGACAAGCCGGGCGUGUACGAGCUCAGCAAAGCGCCGACCGGCGUUUCUCGCAUUCAUUUGAUUCCUGGCUUUAUUGACUUGGAACAAGCAGACUGGAUGUUUGAACAGCUCCUCCAGGACAUACCCUGGGGUCAGCGAACUCACGUCAGACAGGAAGUAUCUUUUGAAGAACCAAGGCUUACCUCCUGGUACGGGGAACUCCCUUACACGUACUCCAGGAUAACAAUGCAGCCAAACCCAAAUUGGCAUCCCCUGCUGAGCGUGCUGAAGGAGCGCGUCGAAGAGUUCGCUGGCUACACCUUCAACUCGCUUCUCUGCAACCUCUACCGGAACGAGAAGGACAGCGUAGACUGGCACAGCGACGACGAGCCCUCGCUGGGGAAAAAUCCUGUCAUCGCCUCGCUCAGCUUCGGUGCCACCCGGACCUUUGAGAUGAGGAAGAAACCCUCCCCUGAAGAGAACGGAGACUACACUUACGUGCAAAGACUGAGGAUCCCGCUGGAUCACGGGACUCUGCUGGUGAUGGAAGGAGCGACCCAAGAGGAUUGGCAGCAUCGAGUGCCUAAGGAAUAUCAUUCUAGAGAUGCACGGAUAAACUUGACCUUCAGGAUCAUUUAUCCAGAACCUGACGGAGUUUGGAAGUGA
Messenger RNA from Apaloderma vittatum (bar-tailed trogon), 791 nucleotides. RefSeq names its product alkB, alkylation repair homolog 3 (E. coli) (gene ALKBH3). The transcript has 8 exons. Gene Ontology annotation, molecular function: dioxygenase activity. The record is from RefSeq and is a predicted model, not a curated record. The annotation marks the transcript as partial. Gene Ontology annotation, biological process: DNA repair; DNA alkylation repair. Lineage: Eukaryota; Metazoa; Chordata; Aves; Trogoniformes; Trogonidae. Gene Ontology annotation, cellular component: nucleus.